Messenger RNA from Aspergillus fijiensis CBS 313.89, 1239 nucleotides. RefSeq lists its product as uncharacterized. NCBI's taxonomy places the organism in Eukaryota, Fungi, Ascomycota, Eurotiomycetes, Eurotiales, Aspergillaceae. Gene Ontology annotation, molecular function: 3'-5' exonuclease activity; nucleic acid binding. Gene Ontology annotation, biological process: nucleobase-containing compound metabolic process. The transcript has a single exon. The record is from RefSeq and is a predicted model, not a curated record. The coding region runs from base 118 to 1029 and encodes 303 amino acids.
AUCUGACUCAGCCUGUGACUACAAAAUUGUGCGCUCAACUUCUCUUCUCGCCAACCAUCAGCGGUAUCGCCCAGAUCAAAGACAUUUAGCAACUUGUACCGCAGCACGACAUUCGUCAUGGCCAAAGAGACCACUUUUAUCGACACUCAAGACGGGCUCAAGGGUCUCGUCGAUCUCAUAGCACGGCAGGACACCUGGAUGGGGGACUUUAAGCCUCUGCUCUACAUAGAUCUGGAAGGCAGAAAGCUCAGCCGCCAUGGUACAAUAUCCCUCAUGACCGUGCUUGUGAGUCCCGGUCACGGUUUGAUGUCUCCACACGUCAUAGACAUCCAUUCUCUUGGCUCUGUAGCCUUCUCCACGACCGGACAGCGUGGAAAUAGUCUCAAAGACAUAUUAGAGUCGCCACAGAUCAUCAAAGCAUUCUUCGACGUGCGAAAUGACUCGGACGCACUCUAUGCUCAUUACGGGGUCAGGCUACAGGGUGUCCGGGAUAUUCAGCUCAUGGAGAGCGCUGCUCGGCCGAAUACCCCUGGGCGGAAGUAUCUCUCCGGCCUGUCCAAAUGCAUCGAACAAGCUCUUUUCAACGCACGAGAAAGGGAGAAAUGGAUGCUGGACAAAACGAAUGAGGAGGCCUUAUGGAAUCCCGAAAAGGGCGGCUCAUACAGUGUGUUUGACAAAAGGCCACUCUUGGACGCGAUCAUCAGGUAUUGCGUGGGUGACGUACAGUAUCUACCGACUCUUUAUACGCGAUAUCGCCAUUCAACCGACCGUUGGAACCAGCUCAUUGCCGAGGCAUCGCAGAAGCGAGUGUCGCUCUCACACGCAGUUGAAUACCAACCGGAAGGCCCAGGGCGCGCACUGAGUCCUUGGAGCCCCGAGCAGAACAAGCUACUUGAUGAGUGGAAUGCCCCGCCUCCGCGGCCAUCAGGAGAUUAUUUUUCGUACGACUCGGAUGAUGAUUGGUACCCUUAUGAUGACAAUGACUUUGAGGAUUGGACGAGAGAACCGUGGCAGGGCCCCCCUUCAUAACCCACUGUUGACAAUGGGAUGAUAAUGCUAAUUCAGUGUUUGGAUUUGCCUUGGAUGUUGUUUGUGUUUGUGCAAUAAAUUGCUUGACCGUUCUCCCAAUUUCAUAUAGCUGCACUCUCAUGUUGAUUGAUUUUGGUAAAUUGAUCUCUGUUCUAUUUAAUCACGAAGCAUCUUGGCUACUCCUUCUCUACCUGACAACCUGCUCUUCCC